AUGAACUUGAUGUAAAUACAUUCUGAAAUUAUUUGCAUGUUUAAAAUAGGCAUUUAAAUUUAAAAUGGUUAUUAAAUAUGGAUAUAAAAUAUAUCAAUGUUACUUCAACUUAUAAAAUUUUGUUGUUGGUUGUUCAAUUAAUAAAGUAUGAAAUUUGAUGUAUUAUAGAUUACUAUGGAUAUGUAGUUAAAUAUUUAUUCAAAAUCUCUUUUAAUUUAUCUCUUCCACAUAACAUUGAAAAUCCUUAUGCAGACUUUAAUCAAGGCCAGAGAUUGAAUAUCCAAUUAUUUAAGACUUUUUAUAAAGGAUUAUCUAUAAAAUACUUUAUUGAUUCAAGAUCUAUGACAAAGAGUAAACAUCAACGAUUAAGAGGAUGA
Molecule: messenger RNA, 377 nt
Organism: Paramecium primaurelia
Lineage: Eukaryota; Ciliophora; Oligohymenophorea; Peniculida; Parameciidae
Source: the annotation of a GenBank genome assembly